Messenger RNA from Zootermopsis nevadensis, 2710 nucleotides. RefSeq names its product acyl-CoA Delta-9 desaturase. Gene Ontology annotation, biological process: unsaturated fatty acid biosynthetic process. The record is from RefSeq and is a predicted model, not a curated record. Gene Ontology annotation, molecular function: stearoyl-CoA 9-desaturase activity; iron ion binding. Gene Ontology annotation, cellular component: endoplasmic reticulum membrane. Lineage: Eukaryota; Metazoa; Arthropoda; Insecta; Blattodea; Termopsidae.
CUUUCAUUGAGCUGCGUACUAGGACUGAGGAAGGUGGAAGAACUCGCCUGGCUACUUUCCUGCUCGCGGUUUCCACAGUCUGUUGUCGGCCGGCGCUGGAAGUGGUAGUUCUGUUUGUGUGCGCGAGAUAGGCAGUGGGGGGAGGUCUGAUGGGGCUUGAUUCCGUGAAACUUCCGUCCCCAGACGCGUGUCGUUACCGUAAAUCUGUUUCUAAAUUCCGAUGUUAACACCUGGACCGCGUUCGUUACAUUAGUUUUCCGUUUCACGCCAGAAACUCGUCGACAGAUAAAAUCGAAUCGUUACCACACACCGGAUUUGUGUCUUUUACCAGCAGAAAAAGUGUAUUUUGCGUUGGCUUGUACAUUUAUUUCGUGGUGCCGUACGUGUGUUAUAUCUUUGCCUUCAAAGAGAAUUUCUUCAUCAAGUGUCCAGUGGAUGUCAGAGCAGGUGUGUCUCCUAUUAUCUACUCCACCGUCGCAGUGACUGAGUGAGUGAGGCCUCUACCCUUACAGCAGGGCACAGCACAGGGUUUUCCGUGCCGCUAGUUGGACAUUAACAGGUUGUGGCAGGGUUCAGAUGGGAGCUGCCGAAGGGGCUUUCCCGCGCCACGGCGCGAGAUUGAUGGACGCCGACGCCAAUAUGAACUGCACCAAACGACGACCAGAAGAGGCGAGGAGUGACGUUGUGGCGGCAGCAGCAGCAGCAGCUGAGACGCCAAAGGAAGGCGAGGACACUGGGCGGACGCGUGACUACGUCGCGACGUGGCGCUGGCCGGACCUCGCAGUUCAGCUGUUUAUUCACGUCGGCUGCCUGUACGGGUUCUACCUCAUAUUAACGUCUGUCAGGCUCCUCACGACGAUAUGGGCUUUCGUUGUGGUGUACGCAUCGGGGAUCGGGAUCACGGCGGGGGCGCACAGGCUGUGGUCGCAUCGCGCGUACAAGGCGAAGUGGCCGCUUCGGCUCCUACUCGUCACACUCUUCACGGUCUCAGGCCAGCGCCACGUGUACCAGUGGGCCCUGGACCACCGGGUGCACCACAAAUACAGUGAGACGGACGCAGACCCGCAUGAUGCUCGUCGGGGUUUCCUGUUCUCCCACGUCGGCUGGCUGGUGCUUACGCCACACCCUGAGGUCGAGGAGAAGAGGAAGUUCGUGGACAUGAGCGAUCUGGAGGCCGACCCCAUCGUCAUGUGGCAGAAGAGGCUGUAUGUGCCACUGUUUGCCAUCUUUGUAAUAGCCAUCCCCGUGCUGGUGCCGUGGUACUUCUGGGACGAAGGUCUGUGGCAGUCGUUCUGGGUUCUGUUCAACUGCCGCUUCUGUGUCACCCUCAACAUCGCCUUCUUCGUGAAUAGCAUCGCCCACAUGUGGGGAAAUCGACCCUACGACAAAAACAUCAGCCCCGUGGAGAAUUUCGCAGUCUCGAUGGCAGCUUUGGGCGAGGGCUGGCACAACUACCACCACGUGUUCCCUUACGACUACAAGACGGCUGAGCUGGGCCAUUAUUCGCUGAACCUCACCACCGCCUUCAUCGACUUCUUCGCGUGGUUGGGCUGGGCCUACGACUGCAAGACGGUCUCGGAGGAGAUGAUCCGGCGCCGCGUCCACCGUUCCGGCGAUGGCAGCCACCGCCUUUGGGGCUGGGGUGACAAGGAUAUCCCAGAGGAGGAUUUGCGUGACCUGGAGUCUGUCAUUCCAUCCAAGGAUCAGUAGCAGGAGGGCUCGGAUCGAUCACGGUGGUAAUGCGGUUUUCUGCGACUGUUUGUUGUCUUGUGGAAUCUUUAAUUUUUGUAAACAUGUACCAAAUUUUAUAAACAGUUACAUCUUUGUUACAAUGAGAGAUUUAUUUAUAACAGUCAUUUAGUGUUGUCAUGGGAGUACUUCUUCUGGGUACCUAGCACCAUGGCAUAGUGAUGAACAUUCCGUGUACAUAUUUUUGGAGGUUCCAGAUUCACUUCUUGGUCCAGAUUAUAAGGUUUGUUAAGUUUUAUUUGGCCUCUCAAAGCUAAUGCUGCUGUUGUACGUUCAACUAGUCCUCAACCUCCGUCCAGUUAAUUGUUCGCAGUCACACGGCCAUUCAGUGCCACAAGUGUUGUUAAAUUCUUACUAUUCCGUGUUGUUAUUUGUAUAUCCGCGCAUUCUGAUCUAGAAGAUGAAUUAAAUUAAAAGAAGUGAGCAAAGAAGCAAUAAAAACCAAAAGGAAGAUUUAAUGUCUGAGUGCAGUUUUUUUAACAUUAUUUUGGACGUAAGAUUUGAGGUUUUAACGGCGGUGAGUAUGAAGAUCUCCUGUGAUCUGUUCCGCUGUCUAAUGAAAUGGGAUGGUCGUGUCUGAUAUGUCUGACAAACCCAGCACUUUUUUUCUUCUUCAAAGACAUGAAACCAGGAUCAAAAAUUUCAUAUAUAAAAUUCCCGAUAAUAUACAGUAUACAAAAAUCACUAACAUGACAGUCUCACGUUUUUACAGCGGAUCCCUCAUGAGCUUUAACCGUCUUGGCACACAUCGACAUCUGUAUGGAACGGAAACCUCACUACUUAGUCAUUUUACUAAUCGAGCUACCGUGCCUCAUAUAAAAUAAGCCAUCGAGAGUGGUACCCAGGUUUUGUACAUUCACCAUCAGACAGUUUAGCUCAGUUACGGAAAAUGACACCGACGAGCGGAUUUCAAUCGAUGUAAUUUUAUCCAUUAAUGGAUGUGCAGGUUUUGCCAGUGUUA